Messenger RNA from Trichechus manatus latirostris (Florida manatee), 1542 nucleotides. RefSeq names its product testis-specific Y-encoded-like protein 1. NCBI's taxonomy places the organism in Eukaryota, Metazoa, Chordata, Mammalia, Sirenia, Trichechidae. Gene Ontology annotation, cellular component: chromatin; nucleus. Gene Ontology annotation, biological process: nucleosome assembly. The record is from RefSeq and is a predicted model, not a curated record. Gene Ontology annotation, molecular function: chromatin binding; histone binding.
AUGAGUGGCCUAGAUGCGGCAGCCAAAAAUGGCUUUUUGAGUGGAGAGCUAAGUAGCCCUGCGGGGGAGAAGGCUCUAGAAGCCUGUGGUGCAGGGAGGUCGGGGUCUCAGACUGCUGGCAAGGGCGCCGAAGUGACAACUGAAAAGUGCGCCAUUUUUUCGGUAGUAGCAGAUGAGGAGGAGAGGGCUGAGGUGAUAGAGGAGAAGGAGGUAGAGAAGAAAGGAGUGAAGGAGAAGGCGGUGGUGGAGGAAGAGAUAGAAGUGGAGGAGAAGCCAGUAGUUGAAGAAAUGGAAGUAGAAGAAAAUAAGGUGAUAGAAGUGGUGAAGGAGGAUGCAGGGCCCAGGCCCCUGAAUGUGGCUCUCCGCAUGAAACCCCCGGAAGCUAUCCAGCAGGAACUGGACACUGUGAAAGCUCAGGCCCACAGGGCCUUCCUCCAACUGGAGCACAGCUUUGGGCGGAUGCGUCAACACUGCCUGGGGCGGAGGAACUUCAUCAUUCAGAAUAUCCCAGGCUUCUGGGCCACAGCCUUUCGGAACCACCCACAUCUCUCUGCUACGAUUAGGGGCCAAGAUGCGGAGAUGUUAAGGUACAUGACUAAUUUGGAAGUGAAAGAGCUCAGAUACCCUAGGGCAGGCUGCAAGUUCAAGUUCUUUUGGAGAAACCCCUACUUCAGAAACAGGCUAAUUGUCAAAGAAUAUGAGGUCAAUUCCUCUGGUCAAGUAGUGUCUCUUUCCACUCCGAUUAUAUGGCACCGAGACUGUGAACACCAGUCCUUCAUUCGCAGGCAUCUAGACGUCGUCAGCAGCUUCUUCACCUGGUUUUCAGGCCACAGCCUUCCAGAGUCUGACAGAAUUGCUAAGAUUAUCAAAGAAGACCUGUGGCCGAAUCCAUUACAGUACUACCUGUCGCAUGAAGAGGCCCAUAGAGUCAGAAGUUGCCCAGUAAGGGAGCCAGUGGAGAUCCCCAGGCCCUUUCGGUUCCAUUCUGGUUUAUCCCUGCCCUUGGAAAUAUCCUGCACAAAGUCGCCUACCACUUCCUGCCAGAUCUGUGCUUGUGCAACAGCAAUGGGCGGAAGCACGGAGAUUUCUGUGCAGGACAAAAUGUCUGCGGGGAUCGUGGAGGGGAUCCGCGUUCGCCGACUCCCAGCCGCUGUCUGGCUCCCACCGCGCUGCGUGGGUGAUGGGGUGAGUGUGGGCCGCGGGAAUGGCGGACGCGCGGCGGGCCGGGGCAGGAGGUUGGCGCGCGGAGGUCGUGGAAUGCGGCCAAGUUUUGAUCUCUUCUCUAUUCUCUAUGUUGGUGUUCAGGAAGAUCACACUGAGAUAGAACUUCUUCAGGUUGUGAUAGACAACUCGGUGAAUGUUAUACUCUGCAGAGCAGGGCAGGAAACGGAUACCGAAGCAGGAGUGUCCCAGAGACAUGAACAUCAUGAUCGUUUGAAUGUCUGUGUGAGGGCCCCCAAGGCCUCAGUAUCAAGGAGCUUUGCCUUUGCCGAAACCUUCCGCAGUGUAGACACCUGUAGUGGAAUUCACUCAAAUGCAUGA